AUGAGACGCCUCGGACACCGCCGCGGACAAACGGGACUCCAGCUCCCUCACGCUCCUCCCUGCUGCAUCGCUAGCUUCCACCAUCUCGGCCUUCUUUGCAGCGAGCAGCGCAGCCAGGGCAGCGUUCUCCCCCUCCAACGCCUUCAGCUGGACGAGAGCGUCCGCCAGUUCGCGCUCCAGGAUAUCCACAUCACCCGUAGCAGCAAGUUCCCUUCUCGCAGCAAGCUCCUCAAGUUCACGACAGCGGCUAUACACACCCUCAAUUGUCUUACUCGCGUCCGCCUCUGCACCCUCAAUUACCGCCUCCCUCUGUGCAAGAUCCUCUGCGAGCUUCUCGAUGUCAGCCUCCCUCUGCGCAAGAUCCUCUGCGAGCUUCUCAUUGUCAGUCUCCCUCUGCGCAAGAUCCUCUGCGAGCUUCUCAUUGUCAGCCUCCCUCUGUGCGAGGUCCUCUGCGAGCUUCUCAUUGUCAGCCUCCCUCUGCGCAAUUUCCUCUGCGAGCUUCUCAUUGUCAGUCUCCCUCUGCGCAAGUUCCUCUGCGAGCUUCUCAUUGUCAGCCUCCCUCUGUGCAAGUUCCUCUGCGAGCUUCUCAUUGUCAGCCUCCCUCUGCGCAAGUUCCUCUGCGAGCUUCUCAUUGUCAGUCUCCCUCUGCGCAAGUUCAUCUGUCAGCUUCUCGAUGUCAGCCUCCCUCUGCGCAAGAUCCUCUGCGAGCUUCUCAUUGUCAGCCUCCCUCUGCGCAAGGGCGCGCGUCAACUUUUCGUUGAGUGUUGUUGUCUUGUUGAGCUCGUCGAUGGUGACGCUGUAGAGAGGUUCGCUGCGCACUAUUUCAGGGGCCACUGGCACGUCAGUAUUUGGCGGUGGCAUCUGCGGUGA
Messenger RNA from Trypanosoma cruzi, 870 nucleotides. RefSeq lists its product as uncharacterized. The record is from RefSeq and is a predicted model, not a curated record. Lineage: Eukaryota; Euglenozoa; Kinetoplastea; Trypanosomatida; Trypanosomatidae. The transcript has a single exon. Bases 1 to 870 code for a protein of 289 amino acids.